AUUAAUUUAUUAGAAGCAUCCUAAAAGCCAAACUCGAAUUUUCUUUGUGCUGCGAAAAGUCUAAACGUGCUUUUGCUGAAAAUCACAGAGCUUUCUUUGCUCCAUUCAGAAGUUGUGAGGAUUUUGUGAAAAAUGUCCGACGAGGAUACCCCAGUUGUGACGGCUGAGAAAAAGCGCGGACGCCCCGGUGCCGCUGAUAAGGAGAAGGCUGUGGAGGCAAAAAAGAGACCUCGAUCAUCCUCCUCGGAUACUUCGGAUUCCAAGAAGGUGGUCGAGAAUGGAAAUGUCCCAGCAAAGCGUGGACGUGGGCGACCCAAAGCAGUCUCCAAAGCUUCCACUACCAAGGUGAGGGCUGAGAAGAAAAGCUCCCGCGGUCGGGGACGUCCAAAGGCGGGUAAGAAGGCCAAGAGUAGCUCAUCAGAAUCCGAAGAGGAUGACGAUGAUGACGAGGAGGAAGACAAUGAGGAUGCUGAAGAUUCAGAUGAGUAAGUGAUUCUCCCAUCCAACCCUCCCCACCCCCUCCAUUUCACAUCCUGCGCAGCGGAAAAAGCUGCAAUAUCCCGUGAUUUUGGAAUGUGAUUCUGUGCUUUAUUUCCUGUCUGAGUUCCUCUCGAAAAGUGAGUGAGAUUUUUAGCCAAAAAAUGUGAAAAUUGCAAAUAUUUUCUUCC
This is a messenger RNA of Lutzomyia longipalpis, 668 nucleotides long. RefSeq names its product nucleolin-like. The transcript is spliced from 2 exons. Gene Ontology annotation, molecular function: DNA binding. Lineage: Eukaryota; Metazoa; Arthropoda; Insecta; Diptera; Psychodidae. The record is from RefSeq and is a predicted model, not a curated record. Bases 133 to 489 code for a protein of 118 amino acids.